This is a messenger RNA of Geodia barretti, 447 nucleotides long. NCBI's taxonomy places the organism in Eukaryota, Metazoa, Porifera, Demospongiae, Tetractinellida, Geodiidae. The record is from the annotation of a GenBank genome assembly.
AUGGACUGCAAACAGGCCCUUGAAGACAAUGAUAACGACAUGAACAAAGCCUCUGAUGCCCUGCGUCAAAAAGGCUUUGCCCGAGCCGCCCGGCGCGCCGACCGGGAAACCACCGAGGGAGUCAUUGAGGCCUACAUCCACACCGGCGGUAGGGUGGGUGCUCUGGUCGAACUGGGUUGCGAGACCGACUUCGUGGCCCGAAACGAAGAAUUCAAGCAGGUGGCCCACGACAUUGCCAUGCAGGUGGCGGCCAUGGGCCCCGUUUACAUCAGCAACGAAGAAAUCGAGGAGGGCGACGGCCGCUCUGCCAGCGAAGUUUGUCUGCUCCAGCAGACCUUCAUCAAGGACAGCUCCAAGGUAGUGUCCGAUAUUGUGCAGGAACUGGCCGCCAAGGUCGGCGAGAACGUCCGGGUUGUCCGGUUCAGCCGUCUGGCCCUAGAGGAAUAA